This is a messenger RNA of Diachasmimorpha longicaudata, 2181 nucleotides long. RefSeq lists its product as uncharacterized. Gene Ontology annotation, molecular function: glycosyltransferase activity. Bases 146 to 1654 code for a protein of 502 amino acids. Gene Ontology annotation, cellular component: cytoplasm. NCBI's taxonomy places the organism in Eukaryota, Metazoa, Arthropoda, Insecta, Hymenoptera, Braconidae. The transcript has 5 exons. The record is from RefSeq and is a predicted model, not a curated record.
CUAUCAGUCGCUUGUGUGAUUCUCUGUGUAUUAAAUGUAAUUUUUCGUAGCUAAAAAAAUUACAUUCUCAGUUGUAAAAAUGACCAACCCCCAAGUGCCGGGAAACUGUCGUAUUGAAUAGCACGUGACUACCGUAAAGGCGAAUAUGAGCUAUCAACAAUUCCAUCAUGGAGGAAUUUCUAGACGGACGAUGUAUAGAUGUUGGAAGAGAGCAUUAAUAUUUCUUGGUUUUGUUAUCGUGAUUGUAUUGACCUUCGGAAAAUCCAGAGUUAAAAAAAUCCAGGAAAUUUACGCGUUACAAGACAGCAUAGCCGACAUUAUAGACCGGGAAUUACAGUACAUGUCCGAGCGGACGAUCGCAGAAGGGGAUAAAUGGAUUCCCUUGACCAAUAUAAAUGGCCAUAUUUACUCAGUAUAUUUGGACACCCGGCCCGAGAUCAUCAUCAAGUAUUCAAAAGCCGAUAAGACAACGUGGGGAGCGUUGAUAGUGACAGCUUUACUACCAACCAAUACUCAAAGGGAGACACUGACAUGCGUUCUCCAGUACAAGAACAGCCAAAGAAACAUUGUAUUAAAAAAGGUACCGGCUCAAGUGAGGAUAUUGAAUGAGCACUGGGAUCUCGAGUACUCAGCAUUUUGUGUUAUCUGCUAUCUGUCAUACUCCUGGGAGCAUGAUUACGAGCUCUUCGAUAAUUUCAAACAGCUCCCGGAAACACUGGGGAUUGGAGACAAUGCUGAUGGACAAUUCAUUGAUGUCCAUUACCCGAAGGAGGGGUUGAGCCAGCUUUAUGAGGGUGGGAGGGGUUCGAUUGCUGUGUGCGUGCCAGUAUUACACCACAAUUUCGAUCGUCCCCUUGAACUAAUCGAGUACCUCGAGUACUACAGAAUGAUGGGAAUCGAUCACUUUACCAUAUACAACUCAUCAGUCUCACCGGAUGUUGACAAAGUCCUAGAUCACUACAAACUGAAGUUAACAGCGACAGUUCUCGACUGGAUUUUACCAUCGAUCUACGUCUACGAGCAAACUCUCCGUCACGAGGGUCUUCUAGCAGCAUUGAACGACUGCCUUUAUCGAAAUACUCAUCACGAUGGAUACAAGUACGUGGGAACAUUCGAUGUUGAUGAGUUUUUGGUACCAAGGCGACACGAUAAUAUUCGAGAACUCAUCAUGGAGCUUGACUCAUCACCUGAUCGCAACGAAUUCGCUGGAUUUAUAUUUCAAAAUGUAUAUUUUUAUACUAUGUACGAGGAUGAUGAACGUGCCCGGGGAAAAGUGCCUUAUCUCUACACGAGAGCAAAAACAAAGCGUUUAAAAAAGCCCAACGAAGCUCGAGAGAGAAGUAGAUAUAUCGUUCGCGGUCGUGACACAGUGGAAAUAGGUAGCUACAAUGUCUGGGAGUUCCGAGAGGGCUCACCCAUGUCGUCACAAAGAGAGUUCAAAGAGCUCGUGGUAGACCCGGAAAUUGCUCUACUGCACCAUUAUGCCCCGUGCGAGGCCGAGGAGACGGGAUGUUACUUGAAACCCGUUGUGAUCGAUGAAAGUGCUGUGAAAUAUUCGAACAAACUUGGGGAGAGAGUCGGAAAAGUGUGUUCGGAAAUUUUUGGCAUCGCUGGAUGUCCACCACCGAAGAAAAGAAUUAUCGGUUUUGAAUAAAGAGAUAACACGAACAUUUUCAUUAAAAUUUACACAGAAAAGGGACCGAUAAAAAUUGAAUCACUUUAAAUGCAGCUGAACUUUGCCAACAAUUCGGUAGAUAAUUAUUACAAUGUUUCAGGGAAUGGAUUAAAUUUGUCGGACUUGAAAAAUAAUUGUACCCGUAAUUAUUUGAACUCGGCAUGUCUGCUUGUUAAUGUCCAACCGAGUUGAGACAUUAAAUAAUUUAUGAACAACGAAUUUUCAAUGGAAAAUAUUAGUAAUAUAUAUAAUUCUCUGCCAAAUAUAUUUUUUAAUGUUUUUUUUCGCGUAGUUUUAUCGAUGAAUUUGACACGAGACUAUUCCUUAUAAGUCAAUCUAACAAAUUUGGUUUCGUGUCAAAAUUAGGAAGACUGAAUAUUAAUAAACUAAAUGGAAAGUUAUUUCACUACAAUGUAAAAAAAUCAUUCAUGAAAAUUAUGUAAUAAUGUUAAACUAUAAUUUUGUACGCUCAUUAUUUACAAUAUAAAUUUAUAAUUCACUUGUCA